AAGGAUUUCUUAUUCCGGACGGAAUUCAAAAAGUAACUACAAAUGUCGGUGACAUAAUUGGCUUCACUGAUCAAGUUAGAUUUGCAGACCAGACUUUUCAGGUGAGAAAAUUCCUUGGAAUACCUUAUGCCGAGCCGCCGACUGGUCCUCUGCGAUUUGAAAAGCCAGUUAUGAAGGCAAAGUUGCAGACGCCAUUCAAUGCACAUAACUAUUCUCGGAAAUGUCCACAGCCGUAUUUGGAACAUGGCACCAUGUCGGAAGACUGCCUUUGCCUAAAUAUUUUUACACCUGGAGUUUCUAAUAUAAAUGUAGCACCGAAACCGGUAAUGAUAUGGAUUCAUGGAUGAGCGUUUUUUCUCGGAUACGCAGAUCUUUAUGAAGGCGACGUAAUAAGUGCUCUUGGUGACGUCAUCGUUGUAACAUUAAAUUACCGUCUUGGCGUGCUUGGUUUUUUCAGUACCCAUGACCCAAAGGCUAAAGGUAACUAUGGUUUAUGGGACCAACAUAUAGCUAUCCGCUGGGUGUACGAAUAUAUUGCUGCGUUUGGGGGUGACGUAACUAACAUCGCGAUAUUCGGAGAGUCAGCCGGUUCUAGCAGCGUUAUAUAUCAAAUGUUGUAUCCCGGUAAUAAAGGAUUAUUUAAAAGGGCAAUAGCUGAAAGCGGAACGAUAGCUGCUUGGGCAGUUUCUCACGGACAUUCAAAUUAUGAAUCGUCGAUAGAAUUUGCCAAAUCUGUCGGAUGCAAUAAUUUAGCUAAUAUGUCUGCAUGUUUGAAAGGUAAAUCAGAAGCCGACGUUAUCUCGGCUACCAUUAAGACAGAAAUUGGCAAAGUCGAAGAAGCAAACAGAACAUGGGUUCCUGUAUUUGAUGAUGACUUUGUGCUCGCAAAGACGCCCGAUAUAUUAUCUGAACUUCUUGACUCAAACAUGGGAUCAAAGUAUUCAAACUUUUGGGAGGUAGACCUUAUGAUUGGUGCUAACAAUUAUGAUGGUGUAGUGUAUCAAGACUUGACGAUGAUAUUACUAAAUAAUACAACACCUACAUCGAUCAAUUAUAAAGUAUCUGCUCAGCAAUUUGAUAAGGUUAUUGUUCCAAGAGCACUUGAAGCAUGGCUUGACGAAAUGCCUACAACUCUAGCUGUAGACCUAACUAUAAAUGAGUACAUGUCUUGGGACGAUCCAGCAAAUAGCACAAAGCGCUUGCAGAAUGCCAUCGAUAUUUGGACAGACUAUGCUCUAAACGCACCAAUAAUUCAAACCACAAAUGCGCAUUUGAAUAACAUCACAUCAACGUACGUUUACCAGUUCACGGCUUCACCUCCGAAACAUCUUUUACGGAUUGCACCGGAACUAGACGGCGAAAAUGUUGCCUGUCAUUCUGACGAAAUACUGUUCGUAUUUGGAUUUACAGAGACCAUACGGAAAUAUUUGAAUUUAUCAGAAGAAGAAGUUAAAAGCCACUACAAGCUGUCUAAAGAUGUUAUAACGAUGUGGACGAACUUUGCAAAGACGGGAAACCCUAACACUCCUAUGUCACUGAACACACUUGGUAGCAGAUCUUGGCCUGCGUAUGAUGUGCCUGGAGAGAAGUAUCUGGAGAUUUCUUCCAAGCUGACCGAGGUCAAACAACGUCUGCGAGCAGAGCAGGUAGUGUUCUGGAACAAUUUGCUGCCAGAAAUGCAGGCAUAUGCAAAUAGCAAAUCAUAAAUAUAUAAGAAACUUGCGUUUUAAAAGGUAGAACCGUUUGAAAUUGACUUUGUUUUAUGUGUCUUCCUAUCAAAAGAAAGAAAUUACGUAGUCUGCCAUAAUUACAAUGGUAAAUAAUAGAUAUUAUUUUAGUUUCUAAUGAUUUUAAACUCUCAUUAGUCGCCGGGAAGAACCGGCGACUAUAUUUGAUACGCUUUAGGAUUUUGCCACUGGUAUAGAGAAGUUAUUAAAAUGUGACAAUGAAAAAAUGAUAUUGUAAAUAAAAGAUAUAUAAGGCAGUUAUUGAAAUGCUUACAUAAAGGAAUUAGGAGCUGAGAACUGCAUAAGAUUUUUAUUAUUUCAAAAGAAAGCAUUUUUAGGAAAAUAGGAAAAAUGUAUUAAGAACUUAUUCCUAUGAAUAAAUUAACGACUGCUAGAGGUUUCCAGUGAACAAUGAUUGGCUGAGUCUUUACCUGUGUCUAGGUCACGCUGCGUAUAUUUAGAAUAUACUACUGCAGACGAAAAACAAAUCUACAUGAGCGCAUGUAAGACAUGGGAAGUAACACAGUGG
Mercenaria mercenaria is the source of this 2256-nucleotide messenger RNA. Its product is annotated as acetylcholinesterase-like. The coding region runs from base 612 to 1706 and encodes 364 amino acids. NCBI's taxonomy places the organism in Eukaryota, Metazoa, Mollusca, Bivalvia, Venerida, Veneridae. The record is from RefSeq and is a predicted model, not a curated record. The transcript is spliced from 2 exons.